AUGCGCUCCGCCGCGUCUCCCCUAGCGAGCGUCGGCGGCCGCGUGGUGGUUCACCACCCGGCCGUAGGCCUGGGCGACUCCCACCACGUCGUCUCCCUGACCUCCACUACGUACGGGUACUCCCUUCUCCCCGCUCAUCGCUCCUCCUUCCCCCCGCUGCCCCAUCCGUCGCCUCCUCAGGAGAAGUGCAUCCUAGAUUCUCCUUCCUCCUCUCCGAGUGCCGUUAUCGACGCCUGGGAGCUCAUGGACGGCCUGAACGAGGAGGCCUCACCGGUGAAGAAGCCUCCUCCCUCCCUCGUUGAGGAAGACCCCAAGAGAGGUGGCUCUGCGAGGCCCCUGUGGAUGCACCUCUCCGAGGAGUCACUCCUGGCGGACCUCCAUCCCUCCGUGGCAUCCGCUCUCCGGCAGUCCCCGGACCACUCCGCCGCCGCCUGCGGGCCCAAGGUCGUCUUCUACACGACGUCGUUGCGGGGCGUCCGGCGGACCUACGAGGACUGCCGCGCCGUGGGGAACAUCCUGCGGGGGCUCAAGGUGGCGGUGGACGAGAGGGACGUGUCCAUGGACUUGGCCUUCCGGCGGGAGCUGCAGGCCCGCGUGGGGAGAGACCUUCCCCCGCCGCUACCGCAGGUGUUCGUCGGGGAGAGGUUGUUGGGGGGCGCGGAGGAGGUGCGCCAGAUGCACGAGGCCGGCGAACUAGGAAAGCUCCUGGAGGGCGUGCCCCGGCAGGAUCCCCAGCUCGUCUGCGGCGCCUGCGGCGGCGUGAGGUUCCUGGUCUGCGGCAGCUGCAGCGGCAGCAGGAAGAUCUUCUCCGAAGAGGGGCAGCUGCGGCGCUGCUCCGACUGCAACGACAACGGCCUGGUCCGGUGCCCCGGCUGCUGCUGA
Messenger RNA from Spirodela intermedia, 882 nucleotides. NCBI's taxonomy places the organism in Eukaryota, Viridiplantae, Streptophyta, Magnoliopsida, Alismatales, Araceae. The record is from the annotation of a GenBank genome assembly.